This is a messenger RNA of Panicum virgatum (switchgrass), 870 nucleotides long. RefSeq lists its product as uncharacterized. Lineage: Eukaryota; Viridiplantae; Streptophyta; Magnoliopsida; Poales; Poaceae. The transcript has 3 exons. The coding region runs from base 1 to 870 and encodes 289 amino acids. The record is from RefSeq and is a predicted model, not a curated record.
AUGGCAAUGAGCGAUGCCUGGUACAAGCUGCUUGGUGGUGGACAGUAUCCAUCCGAGAGUGAUGAGGAUGCCCCAGUCCCUCCUGCCCUUCCAGUUCCAUUCUGUCGAUGUGAACCGGGCUAUCAGGUGGCAGUAGUGAAGCAAUCGAGGCAUCCCAAGACGGCCGGUAGAGCAUUCUACAUAUGCAAGUGGAAUGAUUCAUUGAAUCCUUGCCACAGUUUUUUCUUUCAGUGGAUCAAUGGUCCGGAUAAGUUCGAUCCUAGAAUUUGGCUGUUCCCUUAUUAUCAGUCAGAGUCGUGGGCGUACAAUGAGUUUAGACAAUGGGUCCCUCCCCCACCAAAUCCACCACCUAUGACAGAGGAAGAGAAGCAAGAAGCUGCUAUAUAUCGUGUGAACAAUCCUCCCAAAUGUCACUGCGGUGUUCGUGCCAAACUUCAAAGGCCUAAUAUUGGUGUCCCUCCAAAGUUCACUCCCUUUUUUAGAUGCUCGCUAAAGACUAGAGAUGGAUGGUCGGCAUGUGAAUUCAAUGAGUAUAUUUAUGGUCCUAGAUCUCAUUGGCCGACAGAAAAGGAAGUGCGAGAAUUUGAGAGUGGGAAGAAGCCAUGGCCAUGUACAACUACUCCUAGUCUUCGAUGCAAGUGUGGUAUUCUGCCCACAAAAGGCGUAGUUCCUUCUGAGCUUGGCUACGGAUAUUACUGUGGCAAUAGCUACGGAGAGUAUUGGGAGGGAAGGACAUGUGAUUGGGAGUGGUUCCGAGGCCAGUAUGAGCUAAUGUUGCAAUUGGGCAGAACAAAAGAGCCUUGGAAAUCUAGAGACACUAUAAAUAGAAAACUGAAGAUAAGGAGGAGGAGAUGGAGAGGCAGAGGUUAA